This is a messenger RNA of Coregonus clupeaformis (lake whitefish), 2564 nucleotides long. RefSeq names its product potassium voltage-gated channel subfamily V member 1. The transcript is spliced from 3 exons. Gene Ontology annotation, cellular component: voltage-gated potassium channel complex; membrane. The record is from RefSeq and is a predicted model, not a curated record. Bases 450 to 1970 code for a protein of 506 amino acids. Gene Ontology annotation, molecular function: voltage-gated potassium channel activity; protein binding. Gene Ontology annotation, biological process: potassium ion transmembrane transport; protein homooligomerization. NCBI's taxonomy places the organism in Eukaryota, Metazoa, Chordata, Actinopteri, Salmoniformes, Salmonidae.
GUUAGUACUAUCCGGAAUCCUUGGGACGUCCAUACCCUUAACCCUAACCAUAACAUUAACCCCUACCCUUAACCAUAACCCUUACCUAAUCCUUAACCAUUUAUUAUUUCAACUUCAAUGGGGGGUAGGGACGUCCAAAGGAUCCCGGAUACAAGAACCGAGCCAAGAGGGUCUAGUGCGCGGUGCGCAUCUGCGGUCUUAGAGCUGUUAGAAACGCACGGAGUUUUUUCAUGUUUUCUUCGAAUAACUGGCGCUCUUUUUCACUUAUGCUCGCAAGAAGAUAAGAAUCAUGACCAACACUAGUGUCAAAACACAUAACUGUUUGUUUUACGCAGAGUAUAAAAAGGAACUUGGCUGACGGAAAACCCAAUUAUCCCCUUUUAUCAAGAUGACAACUCUCGAUAUAUAGACAGGUUUUCCCCUCCACCCCAGGCAGGCCUGUGCCCGCCAUGAUGAGCAGCUCAUCCAGCCCAGCUGAGUUCUACGGGGACAGCACCUCCCUCCUGUCCAUAGACUCCAGCGUCUUCUACAGCGAGCCCCCUCCUGUCUGUGACGGCCCACUGGACUUCUUCACCAUCAACGUGGGUGGCAGCCGCUACGUUCUCUCCCAGGAGCUGCUGGCAUCCCACCCAGAAACCCGGCUGGGCAAGCUGGCCCUGUCCACACGGGACUCUGCCCUGGAGCUCUGCGACGACGCUGACUUCCUGGAGAACGAGUUCUUCUUCGACCGCAGCUCACAAACCUUCCAGUAUGUGAUAAACUUCUACCGCACAGGCCACCUGCAUGUCAGGGAGGAGCUGUGCGUGCUCUCCUUCCUUCAGGAGAUUGAGUACUGGGGCAUCGAUGAGCUCCGCAUCGAUCCCUGCUGCCGUGACCGCUACUACCGCCGCAAGGAGCUCAAGAAGAGCCUGGAUGUACGGAACGAGGCUGAGGCCGACGAAAGCGAGGACGAAGAGUUCAACGGCGCUGCGUGCCCGGAUCUCCGGCGGCGCCUGUGGGACCUGCUGGAGAAGCCAGAGUCUUCACGAGCGGCACGCACCUUUGGCACGCUGUCCAUCAUCUUCGUGGCGGUGUCCAUUGUCAACAUUGUGCUCAUCUCGCUGGACCUGGGGGAUGUGGGAGGGAACGGGAUCGGUGACGAGAGCGGGGGCGAUGACGGGGGUACACCUUUCUUCGUGGACGCACUGGAAUAUGUGUGCGUGGUGUGGUUCACCGGCGAGCUGGUGCUGCGCUUCGCCUGCGUGCGCGACAAGUGCCGCUUCACCCGUAGCGUUCCCAAUGUGAUCGACCUGCUAGCCAUCCUACCCUUCUACGUGACGCUGGCAGUGGAGAGUCUGCACGGUGGCUCCACAGAGCUGGAGAACAUGGGCCGCGUGGUGCAGGUGCUCAGGCUCAUGAGGUCCCUCCGCAUGCUCAAACUGGGACGCCACUCCACAGGCCUCAAGUCCCUGGGUCUGACCAUCACCCAGUGCUACGAGGAGGUGGGUCUCCUGCUCCUCUUCCUCUCUGUGGGCAUCUCCAUCUUCGCCACGGUGGAGUUCGCCCUGGAGCAUGAGAUCCCCGGCACCACCUUCAGAAGCGUGCCCUGUGCCUGGUGGUGGGCCACCACCUCCAUGACCACGGUUGGCUACGGAGACAUCUGCCCCGACACCACCCUGGGCAAGGUUCUGGCCUUUCUCUGCAUCCUGUCUGGCAUCCUCAUCUUGGCACUGCCCAUCGCUAUCAUCAACGACCGCUUCUCUGCCUGCUACUUCACCCUCAAGAUGAAGGAGGCGGCGCUGCGGCACGGGGAGGCGCUCAAGAGGCUGGCGCGGGGUUCGCUGGGUGACGCGGAGGUGGGUGGGGCAGCAGGGGGAGGAGGGAUGAACCUGAGGGAUGCUUACGCCAGGAGUGUGAUGGAGAUGCUGAGGCUGCAGGGGAGGGAGAGGGCCAGCACACGGAGUAGUGGAGGGGGCGAGCUCUGGUGGUAGUGUGGAGGACGGACCACAAGGGCAGCUGUGGAGAAAAAGCUAUGGAAAAGUCAAGUGGGUUAAAGAUGGAAUCCGCAGUAGGGGGAAACAACGCUACUGGCUGCCUCACCACUGCUGUUAUUGUUUUUGUUGCUGAGCUGAGGAGCGUCGAGCAGCAUGGUAAAAAUAAAAAUCGGUACAUAUUGUGCUCUUUUAUCGCACGUGCAAUGAUGUCAGAGGGGGGAAAACAGUGCAAAUGGACGUGGGUGUUUCACCAUUAAGGAUUCCAGCUUUAAGAAACCAUCAGAAUAUGACAACAAUGUGUACAAUGUAUAGGACAUAUCUAAAGGAUGAUGGGUGGACAAUUACUUUUAUGUCACCUGAAAGAUUCGCCACAACUUUCAUGGCUAACCUUUCUUCAGUGUUAUGUUCUCUGACACAACUGUUGCAUGUUCUGUCUCCUCUGUAUGUCACAUAGACAAGAUGUACAGUAUAGACUGAAUGUUGUUAUAUUGUGUUUGAUAUUUUAUAAUUUCUCUCCAUUGAAAGAUGCAGUAUAGAACAGCACAACAUGAUUUCAUUGGAGAGCAAUAAACAGAUUUUCCUUCUUCUUCA